This is a messenger RNA of Clupea harengus (Atlantic herring), 1976 nucleotides long. RefSeq names its product tenascin-like (gene tnca). Gene Ontology annotation, molecular function: protein binding. The coding region runs from base 320 to 739 and encodes 139 amino acids. Gene Ontology annotation, biological process: neuron projection development; regulation of cell adhesion. The transcript is spliced from 2 exons. The record is from RefSeq and is a predicted model, not a curated record. Lineage: Eukaryota; Metazoa; Chordata; Actinopteri; Clupeiformes; Clupeidae.
AUAUACAUGUAAAAAUGGAAGGCUGAAAUUGUCUGUGUAUGAUAAUGCUUGUUCAUACAUUUUUAGCUUUUCUUUGGAUGGUGUAUGAGUUGUCUGGGGAGGAAAACAGAACAAGCUAACACAAAAGAGACAUCAAGGGAUAGUCGGGGGGAAAUAAACACCACCUUUUCUCUCCUCCAUAGCCAGACCGCCCGACUUGUAUGGGCUUGUUGUUUCUAACGUUACCUCAGACAGACUGUCCCUGUCGUGGAGGACGGGAGAGAAGGCGUUUGAUAACUUUAUAGUUGAGGUCAGAGAGUCUGCUUUGCCCUCGCAGGCCAUGGGCCGCACUCUGCCCGGUGGGGCACGCUCCACUGUUCUAACGGGCCUCAAAGGGAACACGCGCUAUAAGGUCAAACUCUACGCCAGCGUGGGCGGGAAGAACUCGCCGGCUCUCACUGCUGUAGCCAGAACAGAGGCUAAACCCAAACUGGGCCGAUUAUCAGUAUCAAAAAUCACGCAGAGUAACUUCACUCUGACCUGGAAAACAGUGGCUGGCCACUUUGAUGGCUUUGUCAUUCGCGUGAGCGACCGCGAAAUGCUGAACGAUCCGCUGGAGCUCACGCCUCCCGGCGACAAACGUAAUCUUACCGUCAGCGGGCUGGUGGACGCCACGGCCUAUGACGUACAGAUGUACGGGGUCUCGCACGGGCGCCGAACGCCCCCAGUCUCGACGCGUACACGCACAGGUACUAUGUAACUUUUUCAUGCUACUGACUCCAUCGAAGGCAAAAAACACCUUUAGAUUGACCUGCUUGGCCAAACAAGGGUGAAAUGAACCCUCCUCCCCUGCCUGCUCAAGACUGUCAGAAUGGCAUGAGCAUCUGCUGUGUGCCCUGUUGGAUAAUGGCUUGGCUGGGAAGGAACCAUUCUAGAUGUUUUCUGCAUCCAAUGCUGCCCCCUCUGGCAUGUCGAUGUCACUGCGGAAAGUCAGCAUGGUUAGGUGUUCAUACUGGAUGAGUUUCUCUGGCCAGGAGUCCAGUGCCAUGUGUUUGCCUGUUCCUCUCAUUGCUGCCAUACUUAUGGAUCAUGCCAAGAUUAAUUUCACUCACAGCUAUGAAUUAGAGCAGUUCAAUGCAUACAUUUUGUACUUACACAGAUACACAUAGACAGACUGGAAACUUGCAUGCCGUCUGUGUUGUGUAGCAUGGGCACAUGAGACAGUCCCCCACUGCUCUCCACCAUAUGGACCUUAUCCACCAUAUGGCAAGUUUCCACUAAAUGGCAUUUUUAACAUGAACUCACUUCCUCAGUCUCCACAGUUGUAAAUUAAGACAAAAUGAGGUCUGGGCGCACGGGUAAUGCUGGAAGAAUCUCGUUAGCUACCUCUAAUUGCUACCUGUAACCGCUACCAUAUGUUGAAGCAUCGCAUGAUAUGUGACUUUUAACUCUGUGUGGCAUGUUUAUGAUGUCAUCAGUGCGACCCUUGCUUUACUGCAACUUCUUACUGGCUUGAUCUCUACCGUAUGCUUCGUACCAGACAUCUUGAACUGAAGUAUCUUUAGAUGUCUGCAAAGCUUUUGGUUUACCGCCUGUCCUUGGUACAAAUGGAAUUAAAAUUUUCUUCAUCUGAAGAUGAGUUAUAUUACAGGUAAUGUUUAUUUAACCUCAGUGGUGCAGAAACUGAUUUAUACCCUAUUUAUUAAUACCCAGGAAGAGGAUUGGUUUGUACAUAGAAUGAUUAGGUGUUAGCAAGCUUCUGUUACUGAACCAGAGGUUAGUUCCCAGUUCCACAUAUUAAUAUACUGUGCCUCAAUGCCAUCUUAAGCAGUUAAGGUCCAUUAACACUUUCAUUAUAGCCUUGUGUCUCAUUCAUAUAUGUCCAUGUUCAUGUAUAUAUUUUCAGGUCUGUAGAUCAGAUUCAAUCUAGUAAAUAUUAUUUAUCAUUGUCAAAAUACGUUCUUUUGCAAUCACUGCACACGUCAAGUCUUCAUUCU